This is a messenger RNA of Chlamydomonas reinhardtii, 4052 nucleotides long. RefSeq lists its product as uncharacterized. Lineage: Eukaryota; Viridiplantae; Chlorophyta; Chlorophyceae; Chlamydomonadales; Chlamydomonadaceae. The transcript is spliced from 11 exons. Bases 68 to 3391 code for a protein of 1107 amino acids. The record is from RefSeq and is a predicted model, not a curated record.
CUCGACUUUCCAAUUGCAUCGCCGCACAACAUCCUCACUGCGCUUUAGACGCGUGUCAGUAACCAUCAUGGUGUUAAAACUUCAGCAAUUGGCGCCAACGCGCCCGCAGGCGCGAAGUGCACGGGUGGCUGUGCGCAUGCACGCCAACGCCCGCAAUAACCUGGCGAUUGGCUCGCUCAUUAUCGCGGGCGAAGCUGCCGCUGCAGCCGCGGCGGACAUGGCUGGCGCCGCCGACAUCCUAGCCCUUGCAAGUGAGAACCCGGUCCUGGCGAUGGGCGCUGGAGUCGCGGCCAUUGGCACGGCGGUGGCAGCCACGUUUGCCAUGGCCAACAAGGCCACGACGCAACCCACCACCGCACUGCAGGCCUACGAGGCGGCCACCACGGACGAGCGUGCUAUGUUGGUGGACAUUCGGCCCAGGAGCAUGCAGCGGGAGGAGGGCGUCAUCGACACACGCGACACCGGCGCCAAGAGCCCCAUCUCAGUGCCGUACGUGCGGGAGGAGGCCGACGGCGUUCUGACCAUUGACGCCGACUUCGCGGCCAACCUACUGGAGGCUCAGGGCGUGUACGACGACUCCAUUCUUAUACUGGUGGACUCAGACGGCUCGCUGGCGCCCCGGGCGGCGGCGGAUGUGGCCAAGCUGGGGUUGCUGAAGGAAAAGGUGUUCUUCAUGCGGGGCGGUAUGGAAGGGCCGAAAGGGUGGAAGGCAAGCGGCCUGCCCACCAAGCCGUACCGAGCCUUUGAGCUGCCGGGCCUGCCGGAGCUGCCGGCGCUCAUGCCGCAGGUGGAGCUGCCCGCCCUGCCGGAGCUGCCGCGCGCCAUGGAGCUGAAGGCGCUGCCCAACGCCCUGGCUGACAAGGUGCAGGAGGUGCAGUCGCAGGUGCAGGUGCCGGACGUGGACACACGGCUGAUUUACAAUGCAGUGGAGAAGGCGAGCGAAGCCUUCCACGCGCUCAAUGACAAGUACAAGGAGAAUCCCACGCUGGCUAACGGCGUGUUGGUGGGGGCGGGUGUGACGGCGCUGGGCGUCUUUGCGUCCACAGAGCUGGAGGCGCUGGUGGAGGUGGUGGGUGCUCUGGGCCUGGCACGCUUCCUGGUGGGCAACCUGCUGUUUGCCAGGGACCGAGAGGCCACACUGGCGGCUGCGAAGAAGCUACUAGAGGACAGGGACGCGGGUGCGGCGGUGCUGGCCAUGGCCAAGGGAGCCACCGCUGAGCUGGAGAAACUGGCGGCAAUCGUGCGCGAGGCCAAGGACCCCGACACAGCCGCCAAAACUAUCCAGGAGCAGCUGCUCCCUGACGUCCAGGGCGCGAAUCCGGAGGCGCUUGCAUACGCAUUGGCUGCCUCCGGCUUGGAGAUCCCACGCCCUGUAGUCGAGGACAAGGCGGAGGCGGAAACCAAGUCAAAAGCUGACGCGCUGGCAAAGGCACAGCAGGAGGCGGAAGAGGCCGCCAGAAUCAAGGCGGCAGCAGCGGCCAAGGCGAAGGCUGAGGCAGCGGCCAAAGCUCAGGCGGCAGAAGAGGCUCGCCUAGCUGCGGAGGCGGCCGCACAGGCAGAGGCGGAGGCCGUCGCGGUCGCAAAGGCCAAGGCCGAAGCCGCCAAACAGGCGAAAGCCGAUGAGGAGGCACGCGCAGCAGCGAAGGCUUACGCGCAAGCGGAGGAGCAGGCGCGGGUGGCAGCUGAGGCCGCUGCUAGGGCGCAAGCAGAGGAGCAGGCGCGGGUGGCGGCUGAGGCCGCUGCUAGGGCGCAAGCGGAGGAGCAGGCGCGGGUGGCGGCUGAGGCCGCUGCUAGGGCGCAAGCAGAGGAGCAGGCGCGGGUGGCAGCUGAGGCCGCUGCUAGGGCGCAAGCAGAGGAGCAGGCGCGGGUGGCGGCUGAGGCCGCUGCUAAGGCGCAAGCGGAGGAGCAGGCGCGGGUGGUGGCUGAGGCCGCUGCUAGGGCGCAAGCAGAGGAGCAGGCGCGGGCUUUACUGGCGGCUGAGGCCGCUGCUAGGGCGCAAGCAGAGGAGCAGGCGCGGGUGGCGGCUGAGGCCGCUGCUAAGGCGCAAGCAGAGGAGCAGGCGCGGGUGGCUGCUGAGGCCGCUGCUAGGGCGCAAGCAGAGGAGCAGGCGCGGGUGGCGGCUGAGGCCGCUGCUAAGGCGCAAGCAGAGGAGCAGGCGCGGGUGGCGGCUGAGGCCGCUGCUAGGGCGCAAGCAGAGGAGCAGGCGCGGGUGGCGGCUGAGGCCGCUGCUAAGGCGCAAGCAGAGGAGCAGGCGCGGGUGGCGGCUGAGGCCGCUGCUAAGGCGCAAGCAGAGGAGCAGGCGCGGGUGGCGGCUGAGGCCGCUGCUAAGGCGCAAGCAGAGGAGCAGGCGCGGGUGGCUGCUGAGGCCGCUGCUAGGGCGCAAGCAGAGGAGCAGGCGCGGGUGGCGGCUGAGGCCGCUGCUAAGGCGCAAGCAGAGGAGCAGGCGCGGGUGGCGGCUGAGGCCGCUGCUAGGGCGCAAGCAGAGGAGCAGGCGCGGGUGGCAGCUGAGGCCGCUGCUAGGGCGCAAGCAGAGGAGCAGGCGCGGGCUUUACUGGCGGCUGAGGCCGCUGCUAGGGCGCAAGCAGAGGAGCAGGCGCGGGUGGCAGCUGAGGCCGCUGCUAGGGCGCAAGCAGAGGAGCAGGCGCGGGUGGCGGCUGAGGCCGCUGCUAGGGCGCAAGCGGAGGAGCAGGCGCGGGUGGCGGCUGAGGCCGCUGCUAAGGCGCAAGCAGAGGAGCAGGCGCGGGUGGCGGCUGAGGCCGCUGCUAAGGCGCAAGCAGAGGAGCAGGCGCGGGUGGCGGCUGAGGCCGCUGCUAGGGCGCAAGCGGAGGAGCAGGCGCGGGUGGUGGCUGAGGCCGCUGCUAAGGCGCAAGCAGAGGAGCAGGCGCGGGUGGUGGCUGAGGCCGCUGCUGGGGCGCAAGCAGAGGAGCAGGCGCGGGUGGCUGCUGAGGCCGCUGCUAGGGCGCAAGCCGAGGAGCAGGCGCGGGCUUUACUGGCGGCCGCCGAUGAGGCACGGGCGGAGGAGGAGCUGCGGGUGGCCGUACUUGCGGCACAAGCUGCUGCUGAGGCCAAGGCACGCGCGGUGGAGGGGGCGCGCGCAGCGCUUGAAGCCAAGGCCCGUGCUGAGGGGUCGAUUGCUUCCGCGAUUUCGGAGGAAGGGUCGGUUGCUCCUGCCAAGCGGAUGGGCAAGAAGGAGCGCGCGGCCAUGAAGGCGAAGGCGAAGGCUGAGCGGGACGCACAGGCACGUGUUGACGAGGCGGCUCGGGUGCUCGCAGAGGCCGAGACGAGGGCGGAGGUGGCAGCGGCGGCUGAGUCGAAGGCGCUCGCAGCGCUGGCGUCGGUGCAGGCGCGGCGUGCUGAGUCCCAGGCAGAGGCCAUUAGCGCGUCGGCAUAGAAGUUCUUGGCUUGUAGACUGAAGGCCUAUACAUUAUAGCUUCAUGAGAUGUUAGCAAAGGAACAAAGACAGAUAAUUUGCAUUUGCUGGUUGGUACUUGUAGCUGGGGCCUGCUGGGGUCUUAAAACCCCCCCUCGCCUGCGUUAGUCCUAGGUUGGUUGAGGCUUUGUGUGCGACCACGUUCAUUGACGUACAACGCCGACCUAUCGUGCGCGUGUGAUCAGCAUGAGCGCUGAAUGUAGUGGUUGGUGGUCCGUGCAGAGGGAGACGCACUGGAGUGCGUAAGCAACCCGGGUCAUGCAGUAGUGGCCAGCGCGUGGCAACAUCAGCGUUUUUGCACAAGUUGCAGCAGUUGUCAGUAGUAGUAGACGUUCAGGCGCAGCCGGUGUAGGACGUAUUUAGGUGGCAUUUGCUGUAGAUACAUCGCAUCGGAGUUUUGAACUCUGAUGUCACAAGAAAGCUCACGCCGGGACGCGCAGGGCGUGAGCGCUUUGCAUCCACUGGGCGGCUGAUGGCUCAGGCAGCGCAUGUGAUUUCCGCCAUGCGCAGCGCUAGAUCAAUGACACACUGACAAGCCGUCACACAGACGCUACGGUUGGCGGACUACAAGCCCCAACCACUGCAACAGCGGGUGUGUCUGUGUGGUGCUUCGCCUAGCCGG